AUGCUCCCUGUCUUAGGGGAGACUCGCGACUCGUUGGCCGCCAUGCUGCCGUUCGCCUGCGCUCCUCAAUUCUCCGCAUCAGUAGUACAAUUCGAUGCCUCCAGCCAUCCGCCUGCUCCGUCGCCAUGCGCCAGAGCGUUCCUAGCAAAUGGUAUCCGUCCAUCCAUGGCACCGCCAGCACCAGCAAUCGCGUUCACCACCACGUCCUCGGGUGACAACCCCCACCCGCCGCAAUCGGAAUUUCCACCGGAUUCGUCGGAUUCCAUCGAGGUGCAGCUUCCCGCGGCCUCCACGCCGUUCCACUGCGACCCGCCGCCGCCCCUCGUGCGCACCACGCCUCGCGAGCUGCUGCGUCUGUUCCGCGACAUGACCGUCAUUCGCCGCGCCGAAAUCGUGUCCGACCUGCUGUUCAAGGAGCGGGCGGUGCGCGGGUUCUGCCAUCUGUACGACGGGCAGGAGGCCGUGGCCGUGGGCAUGGAGGCCGCCAUGGCGCCGCACGACGCGCUCAUCACGGCGUACCGCGACCACGGAUUUUUCCUUUCCAGGGGGGGCUCGCUGCAGGAGCUGUUCGCGGAGCUGAUGGGGCGGCGCGAUGGGUGCGCGCACGGCAAGGGCGGGUCCAUGCACCUGUACGGCGUGGCGCGGGGCUUCUACGGCGGGUGGGGCAUCGUGGGCACGUCGCCGCCGCUGGGCGCGGGGCUGGCUCUGGGGCAGAAGCUGGCGGGGCGGCAGGGGGGGGGCGUGACUGCCGCCGUGUAUGGUGACGGCGCUGCCAACCAGGGCCAGGUGUACGAGGCGAUGAACAUGGCAGCACUGUGGCGCCUGCCAGUGGUGUUCGUUGUCGAGAACAACCAUUACGGCAUGGGCACCUCUGAGCGCCGUGCAUCAGCGCAGACAAGCUUCUUCGAUCGUGUCAACUACAUCCCUGGCCUGCUGGACCCCUACCUCUCUGGACCAUACUGCCCGUGCAUGCAUGCGUGCAUGAGUGUGCAGGUGGAUGGCAUGGACGUGCUGGCAGUCAAGCAAGCCAUGGAGUAUGCCAAGCAGCAUGCCAUCGCCAAGGGUCCCAUGGUGCUGGAGAUGGACACGUACCGCUACCAUGGUCACUCCAUGUCCGACCCUGGCAGCUCCUACCGCCAGCGCACCGAGAUUCAGCAAACCCGCCGCGCCCGCGACCCCAUCGAGCGAGUGCGACGCCUUAUACUGGAGCAUAAAGUGGAGAGUGAGGAGGGGCUCAGGCAGGCAGACAAGAGGGUCAGAGCAGAGGUGGAUGCCGCAGUGAAGGCUGCCAGAGACGCAGCAGCUCCCCGUGACGAGGAGUUAUGGCAACGUGUCUAUAAGCUGGACAAGGGCAUGGUGUUCACAGCUCCGGUUGUGAGCGGACAGAGGGUGGAGAUGCCUUAG
This is a messenger RNA of Closterium sp. Naga37s-1, 1404 nucleotides long. Lineage: Eukaryota; Viridiplantae; Streptophyta; Zygnematophyceae; Desmidiales; Closteriaceae. The record is from the annotation of a GenBank genome assembly.